AUGCAGUCUGGAGCAGUAGGAGGCGAUGUCGAGCGCGCGCUGAGCAGCAUUCGAGCGCGCGCAGACCAUCUACGUCAUACAGUCGCUCGUCUUGAACAUAAUCUAGCAUGGAAUCCGGCUAGUACCUGGCCGGAAUUACUGAGCCAGUAUAUGGUGAUUUCUAAACAAUUGGAGAACAUGAAUGAAGAAAUACCAGAUUUAAUGCAGCAUUUUGCUUGUGUUCCAAGAAUGUCGACGCCCAAUCCUGCGGAUAUUCCGCUACUCUUGAGGACUCGAGAAGAUCCGGAGAUGGAGGAAGAAGACCGACAGCUUAUGGUCGAGAAACCACGUGAAAAAAACACAGAGGCACUGCAAAAGCUAAUAUUGGCACACAAUGACGCUGUCGAGAGCUUGGAAGAGACAUUUAAUGACAUGUCGGAAGGUUUGCUUAAGACCAUACGAGUGAACAAGUAUGUGGUCAAGUCCAAGUCACAGAGCACACAGAGUCAACAAUUUAAGUACAUUGAGUCCGGUACGUACGAGUAA
Messenger RNA from Peronospora belbahrii, 525 nucleotides. The record is from the annotation of a GenBank genome assembly. Lineage: Eukaryota; Oomycota; Peronosporomycetes; Peronosporales; Peronosporaceae.